AUGGACAGAAGAGCUAGCUAUGAAGAAUCUAGAUUACAAAGAAGAAGAACAAUUCAAAGCGAAUUAGCUGAUGCCGAAGCUGAAUCAGUAGGUGAUGCAUUACCAGAAGGAUUUAAAGGUGAAGGUUAUGAAGAGAUACCACCAAAACUUGAAAUCAUUUCAAAAUAUGAACAAUAUAGUCCAAUAAUAUUAAACAUCAUUCAUGGAUCGAUAUGGGGUGUUUUAGUUCGAAAAGGAUUAAUGCAAUUAACAACAUAUAAUGGAGCUUAUUUAUCUGGUGUAAUAUGGGCAAAUUUUACAGCAUGUUUAAUAAUGGGAUUAGCUAUUGAUAGUGGUGUAUUUUGGAUGAAAUUAUUAGAUAAUGAUAUUUUCCCAAAUAAAGGAGCUAUACCAGUUUAUACUGGUAUAACAACUGGAUUCUGUGGAACUGUUUCAUCAUUUUCAACAGUUAUAUUAGAUGCUUUCAAUAGAACCGCUGACACUCAGAUUGGAAAAUAUUAUCAUUAUCCUAAUGCAGCUUAUGGAAUAAUGCAAUUUUUUGCAGUAAUGCUAGCAGAAUUUGGAUUAUCUAUAAUGGGCUUUCAUAUGGGAAAACAUAUACUGACAUUGAUUGAUAAUUAUUUACCUUCGAUUAACCACAAGACAUAUAAAAUUAUAGAGAAGAUACUGAUGAUCAUUGGUGUUUGUUUAAUAAUCAUCACUUGUGUACUACUUGGGACUAAACCAAAUGGAUCCUGGAGAAAUUGGACUUUUUCAAUGUUUUUUGCACCUUUUGGAGCUAUACUACGAUUUUAUUUAUCAAAAUAUGUAAAUUCAAAAGUUAAAAAUUUUCCAAUGGGAACUUUUACUGCUAAUGUUUCAGGUACUUUGUUGUUAGCAAUUUUUACAUUAAUUGGAAGAGGAAAAUUACCAAAUGGUAAAGGUAGAAUCAAUUCACAUAUUAUGGGAUGUCAUAUAUUAACUGGUUUGGAUGAUGGAUUUUGUGGAGCAUUGACUACAGUUAGCACAUUCGUAGCCGAAUUAUUUGGUUUAAAAACUAUUCAUAGUUAUUUUUAUGGUGCUACUUCUGCUUUGAUUAGUUUUGCAAUCAUGAUACUAAUAUUAGGUUCUUAUAAUUGGACAGUAGGUCUAACCGAUCCUGUUUGUUGA
This is a messenger RNA of Lodderomyces pseudojiufengensis, 1149 nucleotides long. RefSeq names its product fluoride transporter. The transcript has a single exon. Gene Ontology annotation, biological process: fluoride transmembrane transport. The record is from RefSeq and is a predicted model, not a curated record. Bases 1 to 1149 code for a protein of 382 amino acids. Gene Ontology annotation, molecular function: fluoride transmembrane transporter activity. Lineage: Eukaryota; Fungi; Ascomycota; Pichiomycetes; Serinales; Debaryomycetaceae. Gene Ontology annotation, cellular component: membrane.